Messenger RNA from Synchytrium microbalum, 1275 nucleotides. RefSeq lists its product as uncharacterized. The record is from RefSeq and is a predicted model, not a curated record. Bases 1 to 1275 code for a protein of 424 amino acids. Gene Ontology annotation, cellular component: nucleolus. Gene Ontology annotation, biological process: ribosomal large subunit assembly; rRNA processing. Gene Ontology annotation, molecular function: 5S rRNA binding. NCBI's taxonomy places the organism in Eukaryota, Fungi, Chytridiomycota, Chytridiomycetes, Synchytriales, Synchytriaceae. The transcript has 7 exons.
AUGGGCAAACAACCGUCCAGGAAGACUAAGACAGCAUGGAGGAAGAAUGUCGACCUCUCAAAGAUCGAAACUUCUUUGGCGGAAAUCGAAGUCGAAAGGCGUCAACAUGGAAAACCAUUACAUCAACAGCCUGAUGAGUCUCUGUUCGUCAUUGACAAGAAACCAGAUCCGAAAUACAAGAUAGCCGAUCGUCGUGGUGUUCUACGCCUGGAUCAAAUACUGGCUCAACGUAGCAAGAUCCCAAGUUUCAGCACUCGACCAAAACAAGAAAAGUCUGCAUUCCGAGUAAAAGUCAAUAGAAACUUGAAGGGAGAGGCUGCACUGAUACAGAAAUUAGUUGAAAAGGCCAAAAUCAAGUCAGAAAUCAAAAGGAAGGGCGUCAAAGCUAUUCAGACGAAAACAGCUAAUCUAAGUGCAAAGGAUGUCCAAUUGGGCAAACGGGGGAGAGAGCCAUGGGAUGAUGGUAUGGCGGAACAGCCUGAAUACGCACAUCUCAAUGAAUAUGUGAAGGCAACUCUGCCUGUUGCCGUUAAGAAACCCAAAACCGUAGCAUCUGCACCUGUAGAUCUGCCCGCAGUCGCUAUACCACCACCUGGUACAUCUUACAACCCAACAUAUGAAUCACAUCAAGAACUGCUUCAAUUAGCAGUCGACAAGGAAGAAUCCCGUCUUGCUAAAAUCGAGCAAGUGAAGAGAAAGUUGUGGUAUCCUCCUGAAUUGGAUUUAUUGGACGAUGAAACGUUUUUUGACGAUCAAGAUAAUGCAGACGAUGAAGAUGAUGAUGCUGCUCAGGAAGGUGUGAACGGCGUAGUGGCGACUGGUAUAAUCAAAAGACCAGCAACUGCAGAAUUCCGAAAGACGAGAAAACAACGGCUUGAAAUGGCUAAACGGGUCAAAGAAGAGUAUGAAUUGGAAAAGAAGAGAACGGAGAAACGGAUGAAUAAGGAGCUCAAUCGGCUAGGAGAAAUCAAGAAAACACUAGAACAGAAUAAGUCUACCGCCGAAGGCUCUGAAACACCUCAACCAGCCAUCCAACAAAAACACAAACAGAAACGACUAGGCCCUCAUAAACAAAAAGAUGAGCCAAUUGAUGUCGUACUGACUGAUGAAUUGCCAGAUACAUUACUUCAACUCAAGCCUGAAGGAAACACCUUCCAAGAUUUGUUUUUGGGAAUACAGAAACGAGAACUUGUUGAACCUCGUAAACCUGUUUCCAAGAAACGCAAGUUCAAGGUCAAGACUUACGAGUCGCAUGACUAUAAGCGAUUCGUAUAA